UCGAGUAAACAUCGGUUUUCGCUCCAGCUCUAGCAGGGUAUUAGGCAGAAAAACAAUAAUAAAUUAAUAAUUGCCGUUCUCGUAAAUUAAAAAGUACCAGUAUGAUUCCGAAAAAGACGACGGUAAAGGAUUCACAUAUUGUGAAAAUAGCCGUGGAGCGGGAAAACCAUAUGGCGCAGUUGAUAAAUCUGGACCAAAGGCAUCCCCUAGCAAGCAAAAUCCAGGACAUAUGCAAUGGUUGGGGCAUCAGUGAUCACCAAAACUACGCUCUUCAGUUCUGCGAGUCAAACAACCAAAAGUACGUAACUGAAAAGAACAGGAAUGAGAUCAAAAAUGGCUCCGUACUGCGAUUGCAGUACUCGCCAUCCAAGACGGCCAGCGACGCCAUGGAGACCCUGCUUAAUGGCAAUGCCCAGGAGAAGGCCAUGCGCCUAAAAGAUCUCACCAAGCUGAGCACCGAUCAUACCUUCGCCCUGGAGUUUAUCAAGGAGAAGGGCCUCGACACGCUCAUCAAGAUGAUCGAAGAUAACGGCCAGACCAACGAGGACAUUCUCAAAUACAGCCUGGCCAGCUUCGUGGAGCUGAUGGAGCACGGCACGGUGUCCUGGGAAGUGCCGGAGAACUCCUUUGUGGCUCGCAACAUUGAGAUUGUGAGAAACUUUCAGAAAUAUCCAACCAACUGCGGCGAGAGCGCGCUCUCCAACCUGGAGAACAUUGUCAUGUGCAGCAGCAAACACGUUCUGGUCGCCGAAGACAUCAAACUGCAGGACAUUCUACGACUGUUGCAGGAGGUCAACUCGCCGGUGAUGCGACAGAACGCCAUCGCCCUGCUAAACGCUCUGUUUGUAAAGGCAGACGAAACCCGCCGAAGGACCAUCGCCCACACAAUUAGCGCCAAACAGUUCCGACUGGCCCUCAUUGGCAACGGACUGGGCACUGAGAUGACUCACCAGCUGUACGUGCUGCAAACACUUACUCUUGGUCUGCUGGAAAAACGGAUGCGCAUGAAAAUGAACGCCCAGGAUCAGGAUGCGCACGAAAAGAUUAAAGAGCUGCGGCGCAUUGCCUUCGACGAUCACACCAACGCUUUGAACCAGAACGACGAUCACAUUCGGCGCGGUGGUGGCUCUGGAGCUGGCAACGUGAACUUCUCGCAGUACUACAAAAAGCUGGGCUUUAAGUGCGACAUUAAUCCCGCCCAAGAUUUCAUUGAAACGCCUCCUGGCAUUCUAGCUUUGGACUGCAUGGUGUACUUUGCACGCAACUACACCCAACAGUAUGCUAAAAUUGUGCGGGAGAACUCCUGCCGUGCGGAUGAGCACGAGUGUCCGUUCGGACGCACCUCCAUCGAACUGGUCAAGGUGCUGUGUGAUAUUCUCCGCAUUGGAGAGCCGCCAGCAGAGCAGUCCGGCGACUUUCAACCAAUGUUCUUCACUCACGACUUUCCGUUCGAGGAGUUCUUCUGCAUCUGUGUCAUAACGUUAAAUCGCACAUGGAAGGACAUGCGUGCUACUGCCGAGGACUUUACUACAACCUUCAGCGUGGUGCGAGAGCAGAUCCAAAGAACUCUCAAGUGCAGGCCCGAGAACCUGGAGGAUUUCCGUAACAAGAUUGCUCUGUUGACCUAUCAGCAGAUCACAACGCUGCGCCAGCAGGAGCGCACUUCGAAGGAGGAGUGUGACUCCACUGCCUCGGCGAUUGUGAAGCUAAAGGAGAAGAUAUCGCCGCACAUCCUGGAGCUUAUCAAGCAGCAGCGGCUUUCGUUUUUGGUGGAAGGCACCCGUUUCGCUAAAUAUUUGCGAGGAACUCGAACCAAGGACAAAUUCUGGUACGCCCGCCUUUCGCCCAACCACAAGGUGAUUCAUUAUGGCGAUUGCGACGAGAAGAACAUACCCACCAUGGAGGAACUGCCCAAAAAGCUGCCCAUCAGUGAGAUUAAGCAGUUGCUGGAGGGCAAGGAAUGUCCGCAUAUGAAGGAAACUCGAAUUAGGAAAUCCGCCGUAAAUCUGGCGUUUUCGAUAACGUUUGAGAAUAUGGAGCACUCCACGUUGGACUUUGUGGCGCCCGACGAGAGUAUCUUUAACUACUGGACGGACGGAAUAAACGCACUGCUGGGACAGCCGAUGGUCAGCAAGCAAAAAAACGAGGACUUCGACACCUUGUUGUCAAUGGAGAUCAAGCUCCGCUUGUUGGACACCGAGGGAGUGGACAUCAGCAAGGACCCACCGCCCAUACCCGAGGACCCUGAGAACUACGACUUUUGCUUCGAGAGCUAAGCAUAACGCACACUCACCAUUGAAAGUAUCAAUUCAUUCUAGACUCCCAUCACCCAAGAUACAUGCCAAAGUGUACCCACUACAUAUAUUCUCCGAUCUGAUCUUCUGCUAGUAUUACUUGUGCAAUUCCCCAAACACAAAAUGAACAAACGGUGCGGGCGCUCGCGAUUGGCUUCCCCUGCCCAGCCAUUUAGUGAACUUUUACACCAUUUAUUAUUAUAGUAGGUAUAUAAUAUAGAGAUCAUUAAAUAACACAUUUUAUACAUAACAAUUUUGUACAAAAACUAA
Molecule: messenger RNA, 2564 nt
Organism: Drosophila ficusphila
Lineage: Eukaryota; Metazoa; Arthropoda; Insecta; Diptera; Drosophilidae
Gene: Ced-12
Product: engulfment and cell motility protein 1
Exons: 4
Coding region: 102-2276 (724 amino acids)
Biological process (GO): cell motility; actin filament organization
Cellular component (GO): plasma membrane
Source: RefSeq, a predicted model, not a curated record